This is a messenger RNA of Poecilia latipinna (sailfin molly), 609 nucleotides long. Its product is annotated as E3 ubiquitin/ISG15 ligase TRIM25-like. The record is from RefSeq and is a predicted model, not a curated record. The transcript has a single exon. NCBI's taxonomy places the organism in Eukaryota, Metazoa, Chordata, Actinopteri, Cyprinodontiformes, Poeciliidae. The annotation marks the transcript as partial. Gene Ontology annotation, molecular function: zinc ion binding.
GGUAGCUCAGAGCUCAAACUAGUUUCUGUUCUCAUGAAGUGAAACUCACACAGUCGUUGUUAGUGAGAGGAAAAAUGGCGCAGCAAACAGUUCAGCUGGACAGAGAAACUUUCUCCUGUUCGAUCUGCCUGGAUCUACUGACGGAUCCGGUGACGACUUCCUGUGGACACAGCUACUGUAUGAACUGUAUUAAAAGCUUCUGGGAUGAAGGUGAGCAGAAGAAGAACUAUCAUUGUCCUCAGUGUGGGAAAAUCUUCACACAAAGGCCUGAUCUAGAGAAAAACACCAUAUUAGCAGCUUUAGUGGAGCAGCUGAAGAAGACUGGACUCCAAGCUGCUCCUGCUGAUCUCUGCUCUGCUGGAUCUGGAUAUGUGGCCUGUGAUUUCUGCACUGGACAAAAACUGAAAGCCAUCAAGUCCUGUUUAUUCUGUCUGGCCUCUUACUGUGAGAAACACCUUCAGCCUCAUUAUGAAGUGGCUCCUUUAAAGAAACACAAGCUGGUGGAGCCGUCCAAGAACCUCCAGGAGAACAUCUGCUCUAAGCAUGAUGAGGUGAUGAAGAUGUUCUGCCGCACUGAUCAGAAGUGUAUCUGUUAUCUCUGCUCUGUGG